GACAUAAACUUUCUUUUUACUUCUGUCGAGGAAACAACAAGCAACAUGAGUUCCCUCAAGCUCCAGAAGAGGCUUGCAGCCUCGGUUAUGAGAUGUGGCAAGAAGAAGGUGUGGUUGGAUCCCAAUGAAAUCAACGAGAUCGGAAACACCAACUCCCGCCAGAGCAUCCGCAAGCUGAUCAAGGAUGGUCUGAUCAUCAAGAAGCCAGUUGUGGUGCAUUCUCGUUUCCGUGUCCGCAAGAACACAAUUGCCCGUCGUAAGGGUCGCCACUGUGGCUAUGGAAAGAGGAAGGGUACAGCGAACGCUCGUAUGCCCCAGAAGCUGCUGUGGAUGAAUCGCAUGCGUGUCCUUCGUCGUCUGCUAAAGAAGUACAAGGAAGCGAAAAAGAUCGACCGUCAUCUGUAUCACGAUCUGUACAUGCGCGCGAAGGGUAAUGUGUUCAAGAACAAGCGUAUCCUGAUGGAGCACAUCCAUAAGCGAAAGGCUGAGAAGGCUCGCACGAAGAUGCUUAACGACCAGGCUGAAGCUAAGCGUAACAAGGUGCGCGAGGCUCGCAAGCGGCGUGAGGAGCGUAUUGCCAACAAGAAAUUGGAACUGCUGCAAACCAUUGCCAAGGAAGAGGAGACCGCACAGCAGGUCGCUGCUACCGGAAAGAAAUAGACUGCUCCUGGAUUAGAGCAGAACAUUUGAAUUUAAUUAAAGAUUGUAUGUUUAAGGAAGUUCCGAAACGAGAGACAUAAAAAAAAAUGGAAGAGGUAUGUUGGAAACUAUAGAUAUGGGUUCUGAAUAUAUUUCUUCGAUGAAAGAGA
Messenger RNA from Toxorhynchites rutilus septentrionalis, 809 nucleotides. RefSeq names its product 60S ribosomal protein L19 (gene RpL19). The coding region runs from base 46 to 660 and encodes 204 amino acids. Gene Ontology annotation, cellular component: cytosolic large ribosomal subunit; ribosome. Gene Ontology annotation, biological process: translation. The transcript is spliced from 3 exons. Gene Ontology annotation, molecular function: structural constituent of ribosome; RNA binding. The record is from RefSeq and is a predicted model, not a curated record. Lineage: Eukaryota; Metazoa; Arthropoda; Insecta; Diptera; Culicidae.